Molecule: messenger RNA, 1052 nt
Organism: Xyrauchen texanus (razorback sucker)
Lineage: Eukaryota; Metazoa; Chordata; Actinopteri; Cypriniformes; Catostomidae
Gene: atox1
Product: antioxidant 1 copper chaperone
Exons: 4
Coding region: 93-296 (67 amino acids)
Biological process (GO): copper ion transport
Cellular component (GO): cytosol
Molecular function (GO): metal ion binding; copper chaperone activity
Source: RefSeq, a predicted model, not a curated record
GUGACAGCGUGUCAUCUGACUGUAGGAGUGCAGCUUCUUCUCAUCAAAAGCGAGUCUGAAGAAUUGCUAUUGCAGAGACUAUCUGACCGAUCAUGACGACUCACGAGUUUUUUGUUGAUAUGACAUGUGAAGGAUGUUCUGGUGCAGUCACUCGAGUUCUUAAUAAACUGGAUGUCAAAUUUGACAUUGAUCUCCCCAACAAGAAGGUCUUCAUUGAGUCAGACAAAGACACCGACGUACUUCUGGAAACACUGAAAAAGACUGGGAAAACGGUUACCUACGUUGGUCCAAAAUGAAAAAUUAUACAUGUAGGUCAGAAUUGUGCUGCUUUGCAGACUAUGAAGUGAGACUACCCCAUUGGACUUGUAAAUGACACAUCAGAUAAAUGACUUUGGGACCACUGGAAGGAUUUUGAUCAAUCUGUUCAGCUGAGCACCAUGAAGAGAAUCUACCAGGUUCAUAUAUACACUACCGGUCAAAAGUUUUGAAACACUUGACUGAAAUGUUUCUCAUGAUCUUAAAAAUCUUUUGAUCUGAAGUUGUAUGCUUAAAUGUUUGAAAUUAGUUUAGUAAGCAAAAAUAUAAUUGUGCCACCAUAUUAAUUUAUUUCAUUAUAAAACUAAAUAUUAUUAUUUAAAAAUAAAAAAUAAAAAGUUUUUCAAAUUGAUGACAUGGACCAAGUAAUAAAUAAAAGCAGCCUUCAACCUUGAGGGUGAUAACUCAAGAAUAUGUUUGAGAAAAUGUCAAGAGUACAUUUCUGCAAAUUCUAGGCAAAGGGUGACUACUUUGAAGAUGCUAAAAUAUAACACAGUUUUGAUUUAUUUUGGAUUGUUUAGUCACAACAUAAUUCCCAUAGUUCCAUUUUAUGUUAUUCCAUAUCUAAACAUCUAAAAGUGAGAAAAAAAAUAUAUAAUCAAUUUGUGUUUCAAAAAUUUUGACCAGUAGUAUAUAUAUUUUGGGAAAUAUAAAUAUGCUGAAAUUUACCUGUUUACUUUGUUCAUGUUGUUGUUUUGCCAAAUUAAAACACUUAAAAUAAAUACACUGCAACCCCA